GCGACCGCAGUAACAACUCAGAGAGAUACUUUGUCGACAUGGUGCUGUUGGAAAUUUUACUUCUUGCAGCGGUAUUCGGUUCCACUCCGGCAGCGGUCCCCAAUGCAACCUUUCACAAUGCGACCGCCGAUCACCAUCACUUCCUGAACAGCACAAAUAUCACCCUGCCGAUGCCAUUCACCACCGUCGCAUACUUGCCGUCGCAGCCGGAAACGGUUGGAGCCUCUCAGUCGCCAGCAGCGUCUGGGAUUCCACUCUACAAGCACCCGCACUAUGACCAAAGUGGAACGGCUUUGUGGUUUCCUCGAAUCGUUGGUGGCACACCAGCCACGGUGGGAGAAUUUCCGUCCAAAGUGUCGCUACAGUUAGUCCAGAACUCGGGACACUUCUGUGGGGGAACGCUGCUUACGAUGAGACACAUUCUCACUGCGGCACAUUGCGUUACGAACAUCGAGGGAAUUCCGUGGAGUCCUUCGACGAUACAAGCUAUGGCCGAUGACUUAAACGUCCUGCCGAGAAUGGGAAGCCCUGCUCGACAAGUCCGGAAGGUAAGAUUUGUUACCAUUCACAACAAGUACCACCCGGCAAAGCUUCACAACGACAUUGCGAUCGUGCGGCUGGAGAGUGACUUCACCAAAACCAACACCCUGUAUCCGACGAUGCGCGUUUCCAGUGCCCCAGCUGCGGGAGAAAUUUGCUCACUGGCCGGUUGGGGGGUAACAUCCGAGCACUCGCAAACCAUCAGUCCGACGCUGCAACGCGUGAAUUUGGGUGUGGUCGACUUCGAACGGUGCAAUCUCGUCUAUCAGGGUUCGCUGACCAGUGGAAUGAUGUGUGCCUGUGCUCCAGGUAGGGAUGCCUGUCAGGGUGAUUCCGGUGGGGCACUGAUUUGCCAUAAUCGCGUUGCCGGUGUGGUCAGCUUUGGUGCCGGAUGUGCCCAUCCGGAUUUUCCAGGGGUGUACAUGGAUGUGGCGCACUACGAAAAGUGGAUCAGUAAGGUUGUGAGCGGAGCUGUUCGGUUCGAUCGGUUUUCCGUGGGGAGUUUCCUUCUGGUUUUGGGUGUUCUUAUGAAAACACUGGUCGGUUGGAUGUAGGAUAAAAAAGGCCAGUUUUAUGAAUAGAAAGAAAAAAUAAUAAAAGCUUCUCGAAAUACCGUGAUUCAUGACACCAAUAUUGAUUUAGAUAAAAAUUC
This is a messenger RNA of Wyeomyia smithii (pitcher-plant mosquito), 1192 nucleotides long. Its product is annotated as trypsin beta-like. The coding region runs from base 39 to 1094 and encodes 351 amino acids. Gene Ontology annotation, molecular function: serine-type endopeptidase activity. The record is from RefSeq and is a predicted model, not a curated record. Gene Ontology annotation, biological process: proteolysis. NCBI's taxonomy places the organism in Eukaryota, Metazoa, Arthropoda, Insecta, Diptera, Culicidae. The transcript is spliced from 3 exons.